AUGACAAACUUAGAAAACAUCUGUGGCAAGUUUAACUCCUCAAUAGAGAAUAUGAAACUUAUAGUUUGCAAUGAACUUCAAAGUAUAGAUACAACAAAAGUUUUGAACUCAGAUGCUUUGAAGAGUCUUAUAACAGACAAAGUUGGAGUUGUUGAAAGAAAGUAUAAAGACCAAAGAGUUUGUGAAAAUGUUGCAAACUUCAUUAUGGUUUCAAACAAUGCUGUUCCGAUGAAGUUAGAAAGUUCUGACAGAAGAUAUGUAGUUGUCAGAACGUCAGAAGCUCAUAUGCAAGAUACAGAAUAUUUUGACGACUUAGCAGAAACUUUGACAUCUGACUUUUACAACCACUUGUUCUCAUAUUUCAUGACAUUAGAUAUUUCUAAGUUCAAUCCAAGACAAAUUCCACAUACCGAAGAGAGACAAACAUUGUUAGAAGCAAACAAGAGUGUAUAUGAACUGUUCAUAGAAGAAAGCGACUUUGUGUCAUUAGAUGAAAGGUCUUUAUAUGAUUUGUAUAAACAAUAUUGUCAAGAAUAUGGUUAUAUGGCAGCUUCUAAACGAACAUUCUUGGCAAAUGUCAAAAGUCUUUUAGAUGUUCAGAAUGGUGUAUAUACAAAGAAAAAUUUUUCUGAGUAA
Molecule: messenger RNA, 636 nt
Organism: Trichomonas vaginalis G3
Lineage: Eukaryota; Parabasalia; Trichomonadida; Trichomonadidae
Product: protein of unknown function, DUF4106 family
Exons: 1
Coding region: 1-636 (211 amino acids)
Source: RefSeq, a predicted model, not a curated record